AUGACGAGGGAGACAGAGGUCACCGGCGACGCGUGGGUACCGCGGCGGAGCGGGAGAACACCACUCAGAGUAGCAACAGUACCAGCACAGCCUUUGUGUAGGCCACAAUACCUUUUAUAUAAUACAAAGCUCCUGAAACUAGGUCUCGCGCUCGCGCUCGCGCUCGCGCAGGUGCAGGCGCCGCCGCCGCCGGCUGAUCUCUUCCCUCCGGCCACCUCAGGCCCAGCCAAGCACAGAUCCGGGACCCUCCCGGCGUCCUCUCUCCAUCCAUCCCGAAGCCCGGCGCCGUCUUCGCCAACCCUCUUCCCGCGGAGGAGUUCGAGUCCGGCCCUCCCCCUCUUCCUGUCCCGCUCCCGUGCGGCCGCGCCGGGCCGCACCGGGGCGCCCCUGCGGGCUCGAGCAGCCCCCCCUGCGCCUUCCUCUCUUCUCGCCGCCGCCGGAGGCGUCGCCGGGCAAAGCCCUGGCAGCGUGGCGGCGGCGGGACCCCUCGAUCGCCGUUCUCGACAGCGGGGGCGGCGCUGCUCCGCUGCUCCAGGCGGUGAUGCUGCGGGACGGUGGUGGCUGGGCGUGCUCGGCUCGGCCAGACUUGGUGCUCAGUCGGGUGCUGCUCGACGGGCUCGCUCCAGCGCAGGCUGGCGCGGCUCCGGCGGUGGGUGGGCGCGGCCAAGCGCGGACCUGAUUGUCCGGAGUGCGACGCGAACUAUUGUCAGGAGUGUGACUUUCUGAACCAGAACCAAGG
Triticum aestivum (bread wheat) is the source of this 739-nucleotide messenger RNA. Its product is annotated as translation initiation factor IF-2. The coding region runs from base 1 to 726 and encodes 241 amino acids. Lineage: Eukaryota; Viridiplantae; Streptophyta; Magnoliopsida; Poales; Poaceae. The record is from RefSeq and is a predicted model, not a curated record. The transcript is spliced from 3 exons.